AUGAAAACCCAAGAGUCAAUACCUCGGCGCAGCCCCAGUCUCCCAUCUAUCCCAGUCAGUCCCUCCGGACCGGCACCGCCAACGGAGAUCUCCAAGGCUAAACGCAACACGAUUAACCAAAGGCGCUGCCGCGCCCGACGGCAGGUGUACGUUCAAGACCUCGAGCGCCGGAUACGGGUGUAUGAAGCCCAAGGCGUGCAAGCCACGACAGAAGUGCAGGCAGCAGCACGGAAGGUGGCGGAGGAGAACCGCGCCUUGAGAGAGGAAGUUAAGGCUUUGCGGGAGCAGAAUGAGGCGCUGCAGAGGUCCUUGGCCGCGCGUCCGGGCGGUGUCCCACCAAAGGAAGACAAGGGGGAAAACCGUUCUCCCACUGACGAACGACGGAAGAUUAGGCGGACCGACCCAACGAGGAAGAGCCGCGUCUUUGACGGUAAGAAAUAUUCGGAUGGCGCUCCUGUUGUUGGCUAUCCAGCACCACCUCGUCAGGACCACGAAACACACGCGAAGCCGACCAAUACUAAAACGACUGAUUCGACGACAACCACAUUUCCUACUCAACUUCCCCGACUUGCCGCCUUAGGACUGCCUCUUGACACACUCAAGGUGCAUGAUAUCGCAGCAGCCGACGUCCGAGCUCAAGGAGAACGUAGUUGGGCUCCACUUGUCGAAGAGGAAGACGAUACUUCAGCCUUUAUUCCUUCGCCUCUUCCUUCGCCUCCACAUUCGAACUUUACGACUUCGGAUCCCGAUGACCUAUCGUCUACAGCACACAAUCCAUAUUCACCUCCAUUCCACGGUGGCCCUCCCCUCCAACCCAAGCCAAGACUCUGCCAGUCUGCCAACACGGCCAACAGCACACCCUGCGUUGAAGCGGCCUUCAUAAUCGCCGGCAUGCGCGGGCUCCCGUCCAACGACAUCACAGUGGAGACGGAAAUUCUCCCCGAACUCGUGCGCACCGGCAGGGAUACAGCCAGCGGGGAUCGAGGAAUACUGGUGCCAUCAGCGCGGGUGCCGAAAACAUACCAGCUCUCGACAUUUCUACGUGCACAGUCGACAAUGGGAGAUUAUUCGGCAUUCUAG
Molecule: messenger RNA, 1080 nt
Organism: Cladophialophora immunda
Lineage: Eukaryota; Fungi; Ascomycota; Eurotiomycetes; Chaetothyriales; Herpotrichiellaceae
Exons: 2
Coding region: 1-1080 (359 amino acids)
Source: RefSeq, a predicted model, not a curated record